Messenger RNA from Phalaenopsis equestris, 2110 nucleotides. Its product is annotated as serine/threonine-protein kinase STY46-like. The record is from RefSeq and is a predicted model, not a curated record. The coding region runs from base 138 to 1994 and encodes 618 amino acids. Gene Ontology annotation, biological process: protein phosphorylation. NCBI's taxonomy places the organism in Eukaryota, Viridiplantae, Streptophyta, Magnoliopsida, Asparagales, Orchidaceae. Gene Ontology annotation, molecular function: ATP binding; protein kinase activity. The transcript has 18 exons.
UCAAUUUUCCGCAUCUUAUCGUUGUCGUCACGAGGCUCUCGAGAAACUGCGUGAACGCGCUCGUCGGCUUUCUUGGCGCCAUUCAAACCCUACAUAUUGAGCUCCUGGCCUCUGGUUGUGUUGUUGGGAAUCGGUUAAUGGCGAUUAACGAUGCUGAGAGUUGUGAAAGCCGGGCUUUGCCGGAGAAACCCUUGCAGUAUCAGCGGCAGAACAGCAAGUUCGGUGUUUACAAGGAGGUUCUCCGCCGGCUGAUGGAAUCUGGUUCCCCUGAGGUUUUGGCUCCUUCGUUCAAGGAGGAGCUCUGGUCCCAUUUCAAUCGCCUACCAGCCCGUUACGCAUUGGACGUGAAUGUAGAGAGGGCGGAAGAUGUCUUAACCCACAAGAGAUUGCUACAGCAGGCUCAAGACCCCGUCCUUCAGCUUGCUUUUGAUAUUCGGCUUGUUCAGAUGCCUCGGGGAGAAUCCUUUGGUACUAAUUCACAGUCGGAAGAAGAUACAUGCAUUCAUCCUCCUCCAACAUUUGGUUCAUCAACAAAUCUUGAGAUUCUUGCACUUGAAGUCAAUGAAGAACAUGUUCAAGAUAUGGACAGUGCUUCAAAAACCAUGUCUAACUUUUCCAGACCCAUGCAUGAAGUUACAUUUUCAACUAUGGACAAGCCAAAGCUUCUCAGUCAGUGUUUCAGCAUUCAUCCUCCUCCAACAUUUGGUUCAUCAACAAAUCUUGAGAUUCUUGCACUUGAAGUCAAUGAAGAACAUGUUCAAGAUAUCGACAGUGCUUCAAAAACCAUGUCUAACUUUUCCAGACCCAUGCAUGAAGUUACAUUUUCAACUAUGGACAAGCCAAAGCUUCUCAGUCAGUUGACAACCCUGCUUUCUGAGGCCGGGCUUAACAUCCAAGAAGCGCAUGCUUUUUCAACAAACGAUGGCUACUCAUUAGAUGUCUUUGUCGUUGAUGGCUGGCCUGAUGAGGAAACCAGUCAUCUCAGAGAUGCACUGCAGAAGGAGAUUCAUAAAGUUGAGAAAGAAGCUUGCAUGCCGCCUAGGCAGUGGCCACCCAAAAACGAAAAUUUGCAGUCAAAGAAAGGUUUUCAGGACAAUGUCAAAAUUCCGACUGAUGGGACUGAUGUUUGGGAGAUUGAUACUAGACUUCUAAAAUUUCAAAAUCAAUUGGCAUCUGGGUCUCAAUGUAAUUUAUACCGAGGCACAUAUUGUAGUCAAGAAGUUGCUAUUAAAGUCUUUAAGCCCGAGCAUGUUAAUGUGGAUAUGCAGCGUGAAUUUGCACAGGAAGUCUAUAUUAUGAGAAAGAUUCGCCACAAAAAUGUUGUUCAAUUUAUUGGUGCAUGUACGCAACCACAUAGCUUGUUCAUUGUUACAGAAUUCAUGUCUGGAGGUAGUAUAUAUGACUUUCUUCAUAAGCAGAAAGGAUCCUUCAAGCUUCCAACUCUGCUUAGAGUGGCAAUUGAUGUUUGCAAGGGAAUGUGCUAUUUGCACCAAAAUGAUAUCAUACACAGGGACCUGAAGACUGCCAAUAUUUUAAUGGAUGAAAAUGAGGUUGUUAAAGUUGCAGAUUUUGGUGUUGCACGAGUUAAAGCCCAGUCUGGUGUUAUGACUGCAGAAACAGGAACAUAUCGGUGGAUGGCUCCAGAGGUCAUAGAACACCUUCCUUAUGAUCACAAGGCCGAUGUAUUUAGUUUUGCUAUAAUGAUCUGGGAGCUUCUAACAGGGAAGCUUCCAUAUGAGUACUUGACGCCACUUCAAGCUGCAGUUGGUGUGGUGCAAAAAGGUUUGAGACCUACCAUUCCAAAGCAUACGAACCUGAAACUUGCCGAGCUGCUCGAGAAAUGCUGGCAGCAAGACCCAGCUUUGAGACCAGAUUUCUCAGAAAUACUGGAUAGACUUCAGCGCAUAGCCAAGGAGGUAAAAGAAGCCUCUGAAGACCGGCGCAAGGAGAAGCCCGGUGGUGGUUUAUUUUCAGUCCUUAGGAGGAGUCAUUGAUUAUUGUUAUCAUUAGUAUUAUCAUUACUAUGUAUAUGCUCCGACUAGCUGUCUUCCAGCCUAUUAUAUUUUGUUCCCUAGGACUGUAUAGUGCCUGUUUUUUUAUUGUUUAGAUU